This is a messenger RNA of Capronia coronata CBS 617.96, 1032 nucleotides long. RefSeq lists its product as uncharacterized. Lineage: Eukaryota; Fungi; Ascomycota; Eurotiomycetes; Chaetothyriales; Herpotrichiellaceae. Gene Ontology annotation, cellular component: nucleus; cytoplasm. The record is from RefSeq and is a predicted model, not a curated record. Bases 1 to 1032 code for a protein of 343 amino acids. The transcript is spliced from 2 exons.
AUGCAUGAUACCCACGCGAGACCGCCUGACUCUUUGAGAAAUCUUUUCAAGGCCUGGCGAAAGUGUCCGGCUGACUCCUUGGAUUCUGUGCCAGGAUUAAUUGAUACUUGGGAGCCAGAUGAGCGCAGGGUCACCGUCCUGCCCGAAUGGACGGCCCCAAAGGUUGCAAUAGAAGAUCUGGAGCAGGACUUUACUUCUUCUCUCAACAGAGCGCAAGAACCUGAGAUACCACCGAUCGACUGGACAUCCUUACCUCCCUUCGAAAUAAAAGAAUUGCCUGGUCUUUAUGUCUUUCCGCGUCUGCUAAGUCCUCGCCUUCAACUAUCGUUGUUAGACAAACUGCUACAUCGUGAUCUUGCCACUCCUCUACACCGGACCAAUCUCCAUCUCCAUUAUGACAUUCCCUAUCCUACAAGGAGCGACAAAGAUGGGGAUCAAGACGAGUCAAACAUGUCCUUCUUCAGUGGGGAACGACACUCCAGUCUUCAGCCGAAAGAUCCUACGGUUCACACACCGAUCGAUUAUGCUCAGAUGCUCGAGGGCAAACUACGCUGGUUAACACUCGGCGGCCAGUACGACUGGACCAACAAAGUCUAUCCCGAGGAAGCCCCUCCAGCCUUUCCCUCAGAUAUAGCAACCCUGCUAAAAAAGCUCUUUCCGGACAUCAAUGCUCAGGCCGCUAUUGUAAAUCUUUACAGGCCUGGCGACACUCUCAGCGUGCAUCGGGACGUCAGCGAAGAAUGCGACCAAAGCCUUAUUAGUAUCAGUAUUGGUUGUGAUGGCGUUUUCAUCGCUGGGAAUGACGACGGUAGCCAGCAGGCCUCGCUGAGGCUACGAUCCGGAGACGCUAUUCUGAUGUCGGGGAAGUCGAGAUACGCCUGGCACGCGGUUCCGAAAAUCGUGCCAGAUACGUGUCCCGCAUGGCUGAGAGAUUGGCCCGACAUCCCCAGUGGAGGCAAAUACCGGGAUUGGAGGGGAUGGAUGACCAAUAAGCGGAUCAAUCUCAACGUGCGCCAGAUGAGAGACGAUUGA